AUGAGUCAUCAAGAUUACGAAGUUUCGAAGGUAGAAGAAGGCGAAGCAUGCAGCCGAUCCUCUUCCAGAAUACCCGAAUCUUCAUCUACUUCUUGGGUGGUGGAGCUUUUGCAAAAGGUAAUCGCAGAGGUGUUGGGGACGUACUUUGUGAUGUUUUCAGGGUGCGGUUCCGUCGUCGUAAAUAAGAUAUACGGUUCCGUCACGUUUCCAGGUAUUUGUGUUGUAUGGGGCUUGAUUGUAAUGGUGAUGGUCUACUCUGUCGGUCACAUUUCCGGUGCUCAUUUCAACCCUGCUGUCACCAUAACAUUUGCCAUCUUUCGACGUUUCCCUUUCAAACAGGUGCCUCUAUAUAUCCUUGCGCAGUUGUUAGGUGCAAUUUUGGCGAGCUACACGUUGUGGAUUAUUUUCCACGUGAAUGAAGAAAGUUUUUUUGGAACGGUGCCGGUCGGGUCUGAUCUUCAAUCUUUAUGGAUUGAGAUUAUUAUCUCAUUCAUCUUGAUGUUCGUCAUUUCUGGAGUCGCAACCGAUAAUAGAGCUAUUGGAGAACUGGCAGGAAUUGCGGUUGGAAUGACAAUCAUUCUAAACGUGUUUGUUGCCGGGCCAGUGUCUGGGGCAUCGAUGAAUCCAGCAAGGAGCAUCGCUCCGGCAAUCGUCAUGCACGUUUACAAGGGACUGUGGGUUUACAUUGUCGGCCCACCGAUCGGCACCAUCCUUGGAGGCGCUGCCUACAACUUGAUCAGAUUCACCGACAAGCCUCUCCGCGAAAUUACGAGGACUGGAUCCUUCCUCAAAAGCAUUUCCAGACGUAACUGAUUCCUUCUUCUUUUUUAAAAAAUUACUCCUUACAAAAACACCAGUCAUUUGGUUGACAAAUCUUGUAAAAUUCCACACAACUUUAAUUCGAAAUGGGAAAAAGAAAAGAAACAAUUUCUUAUGUGGGUGUGUUUGAUCUCGCAACUCUACUUCCUCUUCUUGUCUUCU
Molecule: messenger RNA, 981 nt
Organism: Carica papaya (papaya)
Lineage: Eukaryota; Viridiplantae; Streptophyta; Magnoliopsida; Brassicales; Caricaceae
Product: putative aquaporin NIP-type
Biological process (GO): transmembrane transport
Cellular component (GO): membrane
Molecular function (GO): channel activity
Source: RefSeq, a predicted model, not a curated record